This is a messenger RNA of Lineus longissimus, 5153 nucleotides long. RefSeq lists its product as uncharacterized. The coding region runs from base 26 to 853 and encodes 275 amino acids. The transcript has 5 exons. The record is from RefSeq and is a predicted model, not a curated record. NCBI's taxonomy places the organism in Eukaryota, Metazoa, Nemertea, Pilidiophora, Heteronemertea, Lineidae.
AUAAUUCUAGGACGUAUUCGGUUUGAUGAUGGCCACUCGCAGCGUAAUCAAGUCUCUGAUUAUCGGCUGUGCUUUCCUCGCACUUAUUUGUUGGAAUAUUAUGCUGCAAACAAAAUACGAACGGAGCUUUAAAACACGAGAUGACCAUCUCAGAGAACUCGAAGGAAAGUUAAAAGCACAUGACGGCGAUUUCGAAGUGCACCAGAAACUUAUUAAAUCCAUCGACAAGGCGACCUCCAGGCGGAUCAAGCGUUCUCUGGGUAACCGACCUCCGCCAACUGGUGGCGCCAUGUACAUCCGCUGGGGGAGAACAGUGUGCCCUGUUGAUGCAGAGCUCGUUUACAAGGGCUACGCAGGAAGCGGCGCCUCAAGACACACCGGAGCCUCACCAGAAUAUGUGUGUCUUUCUAGUGAACCUAAGUAUGAUCGGUAUGAUACUGGUGCUGUAUCCGACAUGGGAGCAUGGAUUUAUGGUGUGGAGCUUAAGCUUGCUACUUCGAAGAACAUAUUGGAGACCAGUAAUUCAAAGUUAAGCCCGCUGAAUAACUCGGACAUCCGGUGUGCGGUCUGCAGGAGUCUGACAAGAACCAGCAUGGUCAUGAUCCCAGGAACGAACGAGUGUAUCCCCGGAUGGAGUAUGGAAUACCGGGGGUAUCUGGUGAGUUCGCGUUACACAGAGAAGGGACAACAUAACUACGCCUGCUUGGACAAAGCUCCAGAGGCAGGGACCGAUGGUGGAGUUAGAAUUAACAACGGAGCUAUGAUGCAUCUGGUUAAGGGACAUUGCGGCUCUCUGCCAUGUACUCCUUAUGUUCAAAAUUAUGAGCUGACCUGUGUUGUGUGCACUAAAUAAAGUAUAUGUCUAAUAUGCUUUACUCCAAUAUAUCACUAACAGGUUAAUUUCGGCCGACUAUAUAGGCAUACAUGUAUGAGAUUAUCAAGUCGUCCAAGAUCAAGUUGCUUUCGACGCAAGUAAUGAAGCCUUUAAUAUCAAUGAUAUUCAAAUUCGCUGUAGCAGUUGCGGUUAUAGUCAAAUUCGCGGGAGCUGUGUUUAGAUGAAGUUGUGGAUCCACUGAAUGGAUCAAAGUCAUUAAUAAGUACUUCUUUAGUUCUAUCUAUGUUGAUAUCUCUUUGGCUUUCCACCAAAUAACCAUGAACCACAAUGAAUUAUCACACAGAUUUGCUAGCCAACUUACUAUCAAUUCAGUACCCCCUACCUCUUUUGUGUUCAUAGUCAGCUGGUAAUUCCUUUGACUUUCCAUCAUCUCACCAUAAACCGCAGUAAGUGGCAUUCCUCCCUUUGCGGGAUGGGGCGUUCACCAUAAAUCCAGGCAGAUCAACCGCGGCUCGUAAAUGUAAUCCAGUUGCUGUCUGAUUGAUGUCGCGAUCCUUAAUUAAUUCUGUUCUUAUUAGAAAAGUCAUCGCACCAUAAUGACCAAAUAAUAUUCAUAUGAAUCUUAAAUAAUUACCAAUAUGAGAAGAUACCCAGAAUGAAUUGUCCGGCACAAUGUCACGCAUUGACAAGGUUUAUUGAAUUAAAAGGCUAAUAGCUUACAAUUAUUCUACCAAAGGUUUAUUGCGGCCACUGCAAGGGACUCGUAUUGUCCGAACCUGAUUUAUCCCGUGUCGUUAUUAGCUAUUUUGUCAUCUGAACGUCCCAUCCUGGACUAUGCAUCACGUAAACUACAUCAAUGUCCAAUAUGGAGGUUGUAAUAUUCGCCAAACAAAGGCAACUAGGCGUGGAAGACCCGUAAUAAAUAUCCUACUUUUCGUACAAAUAUCAUAACGUGUGCAAUAAGCUAUCAAUAUUUCACUUUGGUUGGCACAUAUAUUGGAUGAAUCCCUUUCUCCGAUUGAAAACAAUUUAUUAGGAGUUGGGUGAGAUAGUUUCUGAUAAAUUGAUAUGAUGCAUUUCGUUUAAUGUAAAGACUGGCUAUAUAUCAAAGCUUUCCUCAUUGGAUCAUGUGUUCAUAAAUGACUGAUUCCACGUAGCGGUUUUGUAAAAAAACUCCGGCGGUUUGCUCCUCUAGUUUGCCUUUUCCUAUUUAAAACUUCGCCGCAACGGCAAACCUCGGAGGUUACCCACUUAGUGUAAUCAGUCCGUUGACUUGCUCACACACGACCGUGCAGACUAGCGUACCGUGUUUGAGUGUUUCCAUUUUUAAGUAUUUCGCCUCAUUGUCUAGCUGAAGCUGAAAGACAAUAACAAGUCUUUCUCUGUUUCCUCCUAUCGAUAAGUCAUGGCAAACACCAAGCAAAGGAACAGAGAAACAACCAAACACGUUUACCGGCAUCAAGUGCCGUCCUUCCAUUCUCCUUGUCCUCUGGGCUUGAGAGUAAGACGAGCCUAUUGGAGUCGGGAUUGGAGUUUAAUUUCCCCAACUUUUGUGUCUUCUUAUUAAUCUAGCAAACCACCGCUGUUGGUUCAUCUGUCUAAUACUUAAUUGCUGAAGACUUUCAAAUGUAAUGGCUAACCAAUAUGGCUUUCUUUUACCGCCAAUUUUCUUUCUUUGUAACAACUAUAUCGGUAUCAUAAACGGUUUUUAAUUACAUGGUAAUUGAGGAAGACGGUUCCUUUUUCGAAUCUUGAUCGUUUCGAACUUUGCAAAGUGUAGGAAUGGAGAUAUUUGAACAGUCACAUAGUUAUUGUCAUGUGCAUGGUAAGUUGCAUUUGUUGCUUCGUCGUCGGCGAAUUUUGUCAUUUUUCUCGAAAUGGGAAGAUGACACUUGACAACUUUCCUCCAUAGCAUCCUCUGUUUUUGUGGAUCUCUGAUUCCACAACCAUCUCUGAAGUUUACUGAUUCCAUCUCUGAAUCUUUGAAACCUGUGUUUGUGCGUGCCUAAGUUUAGUUUACCGAUAAUUCAUUACAAACAUUUGGCUAAACUAACUUUUUUAACGAGUUCGUUAAACGUAACAGAAUGAAUAUAUUAUUGAGUCUGAUUGAGAUAUAAUUCAAUAAUAUUUUCAUAAACUCCCGAUCUCCAAUUUCACUCUUGUGAUGAAAUUAGCCUAAAUGUAUUAAAGUGCCUUCGAAGCUGACAGUUGGCCAGUUAAUAUCAGGGGAAUCAAUUUGCGACGGCGUGAAUACUGAUUUCCUCCGACAUUAUCUACCCUAUAAAGCUUAUUGCCGCGUUAUAGGUUUAUAUACUUUGACCUGUAGACGCCUAAGUUAUUGGGUCUUAUUGGCUAUUGGUAAUGGAAAUUACCCUGGUUUUGCAGUUACCGGUUAAGUAUUUAAACAAACGCUGCCCUGUCAAUUUCGUGUAUCAUUUACGGAAGAAUUCUGAUGGAGAGGAAUGAAAGGUGAAAGGUGAUCUCUGACGUUAUUAUCCCAUUGACAACUAAUGUGGAUGAAAAAUCGACUAAAGAUAUGCUAAAGACUGUUUCUUUACCAGAGAUGGUCAGCAGUUGUAUUGCAAGCAAAAAGACACCAGUCUUCAUAGUAUAAAGUUUGGUGCGGUAAUUUAUUUUUUAUAUUGUCACCCCUAUCAAAAUAGCUAGCCAGACUUGGCUUCUAGUUUGUAGCUUAGCCGCCAAAACUUUUUUCGGUGUUGCCAGGUGUUUCAUUGAAAUGAAAAUUUUCAUUCGAAGUAAAAAUGCUGUCUUUCUUUAAAGAUGCUAAACGUCAAAAACGCUCUUAAAACAUGAGAUUAAAGCUAACCUAUCUUCACGAAAGACCUUUAGACGAUUUUAAUAAGAUCGUUAGCCGCGGGUUUCCCAAAAAUACACAUUUGAUUAGUCACAAAGUCGGCAUAAUUAAGACACAUAUUCAAGCAACUUUCCUCGAAGACGUGCACAGCCCUUAGAUUGUUUCUAAUUAACCGCCAUUCCCUUAAUUAGCCCAAUUUUCCGGAAAGAUAAACCCGCACUUUUUCUUGAAGAAAUCCCCUUCGAAGAGAUAGAGCAGUAGAAUACAUUUGCUGGGACAUCGCACCGCCUACAGCAAGCGCAGUUCAAAGGUCCUCUAAUUUCGAUCAUCGCGCCAAUAAAUUGGUUUUUAGCAUAAGCGAGCGUGCCUACCUAGACUGAUUUCCUGGCUUCGGUCAGCCUCCAAGUAGCCCCGCCAAUUCAGCCGUUGAACCCAGUUUAUUGUACACGCCGUGAUGGGUAACGGGCAUGAUUAGGAAUAUCAGCCAAUCGCUGUCAUGUGAACAGUUUCUCCGUAACUAGCUUCGUUAGGCUGACGGGUUCCUUGGCGAGCUGGUGUGUUAGGCUAUCACUCACUCUAUGGCUGAUUAUCUCUGGUCCUGACCGCCAGCUAUAUCAUAUAGCAACACUUUAAACCUCUAGAGUCGUCUUAAUGAAAGAUCAACCCCUUUGGUGUAUCAGUGUUUUUACAACCUCUCGACUAUAUCUUGCAUCUUCGGCUCGAAGCUGCCUAUUCGAGACACUACAUGUAGGUGUUUAACCCCACUGUUGUUCAACAGCGAGUUUGCGUGUAGCCCACAACAUCAUCUGCUUGACUCAACUAGCUUGAUUCGAAGUGAUUGAUCCAAAGUAGAACAUUAACAUGUAUUAAUUAAUCAGAUCAAUGUGAAGAGGUAUGUGUACGUUGAGUAGUGCUAACAAUUUGUUGAAAGUAUAUGUCGAAUCGUCGAAUCGGAAGUUUGGUUUCCCGAAGAGGUGGGUAAAUGGCGACGUCCCUGACUGAAUUUUGUCCAUGUCAAUCUCAUCCUCUUGAGUAAUGAAUAUGAUGUUUCAAUAAUUCGGAGACAAUAACCGUAGCAGUUCAAAUCGAGGAGUCUUCUCAUCCUUUUGUCGGGCGUUGAACUGGUGACACAAAAUUUGAUGUCGAUAGCAGUGCUCCAUUAUCCGACUCCCGAGAAGGAGAGGAAGAACUCUACUGUGAAAAUAUCUUUAAAAUAUAUUUCUGAACGGAGGUCAAGAUAACUGUGUACGUGCAUUGGAACCAUGGUGUAUUUAGGUCGAACUCUAAGUUAUUGAAUCUAUUUUUUUCAAUGAGAACGAUCUUACUAUCAAUAACGCUGGAGUCAUCAUUCACAAAUAAUAUUUCAUGUUUUGAAAGUCAAUCUGUAUAAUCACAGAACAGCUCUUGUCUAUUUUCCUAAUCUUUUCAGGGUUGUCAUCAAUCGCCAUAUCCUCUUGUAUUUCAGUUUGAAACAACCAAUGAGAAGUUAUUUUGAUAUUUAAU